This is a messenger RNA of Fusarium oxysporum Fo47, 2362 nucleotides long. RefSeq lists its product as uncharacterized. Gene Ontology annotation, biological process: DNA-templated transcription; regulation of DNA-templated transcription. The record is from RefSeq and is a predicted model, not a curated record. Gene Ontology annotation, molecular function: zinc ion binding; DNA binding; DNA-binding transcription factor activity, RNA polymerase II-specific. The coding region runs from base 66 to 2273 and encodes 735 amino acids. NCBI's taxonomy places the organism in Eukaryota, Fungi, Ascomycota, Sordariomycetes, Hypocreales, Nectriaceae. The transcript has 2 exons.
UUUGUCUCCCACUCCGUACGCCGCCAUAAUUUACCAUUCUCCUCAUUCUAUCCUACAAAUCAAUCAUGGGAGAACGCAUAUCAUUGGACGAGCAGUACCCAUUGCCUGACUCCGCUUCGGCGGACAAUUCCGCGCCAGCCCCAAAACGUCGGAAGCUACGCAAGGGAACAGCCUCUUGCUGGGAGUGUAAGCGGCGGAAAGCGAAAUGCAUCUUCUCCGAUGAUCUCGGUAUCUGCGACUCAUGCAAGAGGCGCGGAACAGACUGUGUGAGUCAGGAAUCUGAGAAGCCGCCUGAAGUUGGAAGCAAUAAGCACAUCGUGGAUCGGCUUGGGGAGGUUGAAGCCUUGGUACAGCACCUUCUCAAGAAUGCACAAUCCGACAGGCGAUCCCGAAAUGGUUUGGUUUCGCCGUCGAGCUCGGUAUCGAGAAGACGAAGCGAAGAUGGACAUAGACGUUCAAAGUCACCCGCAGUCGUUAACACCAAUGCCGCAUCAACAGACGAUGCUUCCCUCUCAAUCCACCCCAUAGAACUUACACCACAGUCCGAUAUAUCACCGCCAUCUCACAUUCCCGAUGAUCCAGGACCCUACGAUGCUGUGUACCAAGCCCUGAUAUCUGCCUGGCCAAGCGCAGAAGACAUGAAAAUAAUCAUGAGCGUCCCAGUAGAAUCCUCGCAAAUUAUCAGAGCAAUGACAUGUGCACCACCAAAGGAACGCGGUUCAAGGCUCCCAUCUCCGUCCAGCUUGCUUCGCUUGCCACCACGAGGAGCUCAUCCUGUCCUCGUCGCUAGGAAAAUGCUCGUACUCGCCACCUUUCUCCAAGGCACUCUGAUUUCAUCAGAAAAGCACCUUGAAAAGCUCAGCACAAGCUACGAGAACAUAAUGGCACGGAUUGUCAAAGUCGCGCAUGAUCAUGUCACCUGCAACGAUGACCUAAUUUCCUCACUCGAAGGCAUAGAAUGCAUCAUGCUCGAGGGUCUUUAUGAGAAUUACGCAGGCAAUCUCCGCCGAUCGUGGCUUGCGGCGCGUCGUGCUGUCAUGAUAGCCCAGGUUUUGGGCCUCAACAAGGGCAUUGUUCCAUCUUCGGUAAGAGGAGCGACCGUUGAACCAGAUGAUUUAUGGUUCCGUGUGAUCAACCUCGAUCGAUAUCUUUGCCUGAUGCUAGGUCUGCCCCAGAGCGCACCUGAUGAACCAGUUGGCAACCUCGAUACGCUUGACUCUUACUCAGCAAAUCGGAAGAUGCAACAUCUCUGCUCAAUGGCCUGCGCCCGUUUAUUGAGUAGAAGAACAUCGGGCAUCUUUGAUCAAUCACUCACCAGAGAGAUUGACAAGUUGCUACGAGAUGCAUGUACAUCUAUGCCAGCCCAGUGGUGGAUCAUGCCCAAUUUGUCUUCCCACUACGAGCUCGCCGAUAAAAUCCGCGAGACUCUUCGUUUCAACGAUCAUUUCAUGCAGUAUCACCUUCUACUACAGCUACAUAUGCCUUAUCUAUUGAAGGUCGAAGGGGGAGAAGAGUGGAAGUACAACAAGUUGACGGCUGUGACAGCAAGUCGAGAAAUCCUGUCGCGUUUCGUCUCCAUCCGCUCAAUUCCUCAGUCACGAUAUCACUGCCGAGGAACAGAUUUAAUCGCCUUUAUGUCGUGUACAGCCUUAACUAUCGCUCACAUUCUUUGUGAUGAGCGUCACAAAAGGAUUGAGGAGCAGGGCUUUCACUUCCUUACACAACAGCGGUUGAGUGAUCGUGGGCUCAUCGAACAGGUGCUGAAAAUAGCACAAGAUGGUUUGCGCAGAACGAAUGAUGAUAUUUCGAAGAGACUAAUGACUCUACUGCACUAUCUUCUGGCGAUUGAGGAUAAUGUGACAGCUGGGGUACGCUAUAGUGUUUCUUUUGCCGAAGAGUUGGUGAAGAAUGGGAAUUUGGGUCAUCAUGUCAAAGCCAGUGACGAUGGAACAACUCUCGACAUUUAUCUGCCCAAUUUUCCUAUGAUCAAGAUUGUGAGGCGUGAUCCCUAUGGAACGGAAAGGCCACCUAUCACAAUGGAAGUUCCUUGGGGCAAUAUAGCAUUGGAUCGGCCCGGGCCAAGGGACGCCUUAGGAGAUGACCAUUUGGUUGAUCCUAUACCUUCUUCAUCAACUCAUGAAGGAGAAAGUGUGAGAACAGAUCUGGAUGAGCCCUCUUCUCUACAGGAUAUCCCAGUGGCAGAUUCAUGGGCGUUAGAGGGUCUGGAUAUGAGCUUUCUUGAUAAUUGGGUGGAAGGGCCAGUGUUCGUCUGAAGGGCUGAUGAUGUCUCAAGUAUUGGUGCUACUGGAAGAUAUAUGUUAUCUAUUCAAUCAACAUGUGCACGUCUAACUAUGUCUAUGAC